Molecule: messenger RNA, 4182 nt
Organism: Phycodurus eques (leafy seadragon)
Lineage: Eukaryota; Metazoa; Chordata; Actinopteri; Syngnathiformes; Syngnathidae
Exons: 7
Coding region: 1322-3898 (858 amino acids)
Biological process (GO): peptidyl-serine phosphorylation; peptidyl-threonine phosphorylation; smoothened signaling pathway
Cellular component (GO): cytoplasm; nucleus; PML body
Molecular function (GO): SMAD binding; protein tyrosine kinase activity; transcription coactivator activity
Source: RefSeq, a predicted model, not a curated record
AAGAAGAAACACUUGCGGAUUGCGCCGAUCUUUCCAGAACGUUCCCGCAGGUUGCCGGAGCCGUGACCCUUGGAAAAUGGCCACGUCCUCCAAAAAAUGGAAAAUACUUCUACACACACAAAAAAAAAAAACGGGUACGCGGUAGAAAAUGGAUGGAUGGAUGGAUAUACCAAAAAAAACAACAACAAAAAAUGUCACAGCUCCAACCCUGCAAAGGUGAUGUCAUGACCUCCGCCCGGCAAGGGUGUAGCUCGUCCGGGCGACAUCACCGAGGAAUCUGACGUCAUCAGUGCGGGGGCAUGUCACGGGUCCACCUUGAUGACAUCACGUGACUUUGAUGGUAGGCGUGUGAAACAAGGGAAACCUUCUCACCGUCCCCCCUGACAAAGAUUCCCGCGUUGCUUUUUUCAUACAAACCCGUCAAAUGUUGCUCGCUCGCCACCGGAAGCGCCGUAGUUUGCCGCGUUGUCCUCCACCGCGCUGUCAUACUUGCCAAAUCCUCCACACAUGACACAGGUAACAAUGCGCACCUGACCUCCAGUAAUGUGCAGCGCAGGUGUCAACAUCACGGGUGGGGCGAAGGACUCAAACUUAGAACUAGAACUAUACUGGACAUAGUGGUCUUGGUGCUGUACCCUGCACUAAGAUCUAUUCACUGGACUGCUGGACUGAUUGUAUCCUGUGGACUAGAUUUGAUCCAUUGUGCUAGCUAGGGGAAAACAUCUUCUGGUCUUGGUCUCGGUGAGUUCUGGUCUCAGGCAAGUCUUGGUCGUAGAGCAUGUGGUCUUGAGCGCAACACUUGGGACUGGUGAAAAUCAGUAAAGCAUUAUUUGGGUCAAUAACGCCCUAAGUCUGACUGAAAUGAAACAUCAGCAGACACUUGAAUGCAAGCUACUUUGAAUUGCUUUUACAGAAAAUUCACAAGUGGGUUUUUGUCUCAAAGAUGCGACUAAGAGCGUACUGUCAUGCUGUGAAGGCAAUUUUAAGAACAUCAGAAUAAACAUCAAUCCGAUUCUUUCAUCCUUGUGGUGUCAGAAUGGAACUGAGCCUAUCUGAGAUUCUUUGGGAAAAACUACCAAGUCAAGUCGACCGGGAAACGGAAAAAUGGGGUUAUGAAUUCCAAAUCAUUCGGAUCGAGAGAACUUUUUGGAAAUACCGGGCCCCGAUCGCUCCUCUACCGUCCACGUUAGAAUUUUCAUCCUGUGGAUUAGGUCCUACUCAGCAGGCUAGGGCCUAUCUAUCCUACGGCCUCGGCGCUGUCGUCUCCUCUGGAUAGUUUCUGUCCUUCUGGUCUAGGUUCUGACGUCCAAUAUAGGUGUACAUGUUUCCAUGCGUGCUGCCGUACGCCCUCCGACUGACCUUUCCGCAGUCUCCGUUCUCUGCAUGUUCUUCAGCGUGCCCUUCAACGUGUCCUUCUGAGGUGGACUCCCGGGAUCUGGCAGAGAUGGAAGGCACCGACGUGAAGAGCAACACCAGCUUCUACCGCAUCCAAAAGCUUCUGGACCGAGGAAUCAGCGCCCACGUGUUCAAGUGUAACAACUUGAACACCGGCAAGGACGUGGCACUCAAAGUCCACAAGAACUACACGGUGUUUGAAAACGAGGUCUACAUGCAGGAGAUCGUGAGCGUGCUGGACCCGGGCAAGAAGAGCAUCGUGGAGUUCAUCGAGACCUUCGCCUUCAACGGGCACCCGUGUCUGGUCUUUGAGCUUCUGGACACCAGCUUGUUCAGCAUGGUGUACGACAAGAAAUGGAAGACCUUCUCGCCCGGCGACAUCCGACCCGUCGCACAACAGCUCCUGACGGCUUUCGACGCCCUGAAGAGCAUCGGCGUGAUCCACACGGACCUCAAGUCAGACAACAUCAUGCUGGUCAACCACAGCGCGACGCCCUUCCGGGUCAAGCUGAUCGACUUCGGACUGUCCAUCACCACCUCGGAAGCGCACCAAAGUUACGGCGUGGCCCUGCAGCCCAUGGGCAACAGGGCACCGGAAGUGGCCCUCGGUCUUCCCUUCUCCGAGGCCAUCGACAUGUGGUCUCUGGGAUGCGUCUUGUCCUUUUUGUACCUGGGAAACUACCUCUUCUUGGCCAACUCCAACUACAACAUGGUAGGUCAUCUUGAACUCUUUUUGUUGAAGCUUUCCUCGGGAAAUGUAUCGCACGCACGCGUCCGUCCGCUUUCGUCCAGUUGCCCGGAGUCGGGUCGCGGGGGCGGCAGCUUCGAAGGAGUUCGCGGUUUGGUAGUUUUCAAAGCGCCGGCAACAACAAAUCUUCAUCUUCAUGUUUGGGGUUUGACCCACCUGCGGCGUUUCCAGUUGCGGAGCAUGAUCGAGGUGGUGGGUCGCAUUCCCGAUCAUCUACUGAACGCCAGCGACAUCGCUCACAAGUAUUUCAAGAGGAGCGACAGAGACAACGACGGAGAUCAUCCCAAAUGGCGGCUCAUGACCGAGAGGGAGUACCAGGACAAAGCCGGAGUUGCUCCCGAUUCGCUGCCGUGGUCCUUCACGUGUUUGGAUGACCUGGUCAAACUCAAGCCGGAGGUAAGCGAGCCAGUGGAGUUGGAGGAUCGCGAGGCUUUUGUGGACCUCCUCAAGUGUCUUCUCCAGAUGGACCCCAAACGCAGGAUCACCCCCGAGGCUGCGCUCAAACACCCCUUUCUCACCAUGACCCACUUGCGCGACCACAAGACCGGCAGCUCGUAUGUGACUGACAGCUUUGAUAAAAUGAAGUUCUGUCCAGCAAGUAACUUCCAGAACGAGGACCUAGGUCAAACAGUCAAGCCAAGGAACUGGCGUCAAAGGUUCUGUCGUUUCCUCGGCACCAAAAGGACAGACAAUUCAGUUCCUCCACCAAGUUCUGAUCCUAGAGAUGACGAGCCUCCUGGUCAGGGUCCGGAUGCCAAGUCGAAGGCCUGGUGGCAGAGUUGCUUUCAAUUCUGCACGACCGACAGGAGGCCUGAUCCACUUCCACCGAGUGUAGGUCCUCCUGGACGAGGGCCGAAGGUCCGGUCAGCGAAGACCUGGUGGAUAAAAAUCUGUCUCUUCUUCCGAAUGAACCGAAUCGUUCCGCAACCGGACCACAUUCCCCUUCAUCAAGGCAGCCCCCCCGUAAAGGUUCGAACACACCUGGACCGGGUCCUUCGUUCUGGACCUGGCAAGUCGCCGCAACAUGACCAGGACGGGUCAUCUGCGGUUCAUGACCGUGGCUCGUCACGACUUAACCAAUCAACGCCAAUGAGCGAUUUGUCACGAGUUAAUGAGAACCAGUUCUCCCGGGUUAACCAGUCGUCGGCAGUUAAUGACCGAUCAUCACAAGUUAACCACGAGUCCUCAGGAGUUAAUAACCACCCGUCGUCGCCAGUUAACAAUGACAAAAGAGAACGGGUUCACGACGGGUUGCCACGAGUUAAAAAUGACAAAUCAUCGCGAGUUCACCAGUCGCCCCGACCGAACGACAGAUCGGCACGAGUCGCCAAGACGACACACGCUCACGUGCCGUCACGCGUUAACAAGUCACGCGUUAAACACAACAACACGUCACUGGUUAACAAGCCGUUGCGAGUUACAAAUGAUGAGUGGUCACGCGUGAACAAGUUACUGCGAGUUACAAAUGAUGAGUGGUCACAAGUUAAGGCGGCGCGACUUAAAACGGAGGAGUCGUCGCGGGUUUACGCGUCACGAGUUAAAAACGAGCCGUCACGGGUUAACAAAGUGCGAGCUAAAAAGGACGAGUCGUCAGCGGUUUACAGGUCGCGAGUGAAAAAGGACAAAGUUGACUUGAAAAGAGCGCCGGUGGGCCGAGCCACGCGUAGAACCCGCGGCAACGUGACCCUCGACCUCAACUACCUCAACUAUCUGGCCUCAAGUGUCAAUCAACACAAGACCAAAAAGAUGGGUUAAUAGGACCUUUGACCUCCUACCUCAUCUUUAAGCUUCGAACAGGAUGCGACGGAAAAGAGAGAGUUCCACAAAUUCCAGGACGUCCCGUGUUUCUUUUCAUUAGCUGUCACUUGAAUCCACAACACAAUGUUUACUUUCUUCAAAUGUUGCCUCCUUUGACUUCAUUUGAACCUUCUAGUCACCCUACAAUGGUUCUAUAAUGUUACACAGGUUCUAUAUUUAUUCUUAUUUUAUUUCUUGACAUAUAUAUAUAUAUAUGUGGCUGAAAUUCGAGUCCGCUGGUU